UUCAGAUGUAUUGCCAAGAUCGUAUGUGAGGUGCAAUACAUCCCGGGUCCUUGACCAUGCUGCAGCGCUACCUAACAUGGUAACAGUCUCUCGGUACACGUUGUUCGACCCCUCCCCCGCGGCAGGUUCGCACAUCCCCACCCAACUCCGAAAGGGCGAAAGGCCGAGAGGGAAGGAAGAGGCGUCUGGUGCGAGUAACCGCAAUCGUUAAAUGACCAACUCGUAGGCACGAAUGUAAAUAUAAGACAACCCGUCACCCCCCUCAGCUGUUCCCGCCAGAGGAAAGCUCACCGGAAUCUUCGACGUUUGUGAGCCGCACCUUGCCUCGGAAAGCGAAACAGAACAAGAUGGCCGCCCAGAAGCAGCAGAUCACCUUUGAAGAGUACCUCGGUGUUACGGAGGCGGCGUUUGAGUGGGCGGACAGCUACGACUCGAAGGACUGGGAACGACUGAGACGGUGCAUCGCCCCCACUCUCCGAAUCGACUACCGCUCGUUCCUCAACAAGCUGUGGGAAGCCAUGCCGGCAGAGGAAUUCAUCGCCAUGAUCUCGGACAAGUCGGUGCUGGGCAACCCGCUGCUGAGGACUCAGCACUUCGUCGGCGGCGCAAGCAAGUGGGAGAAGGUGUCGGAUACGGAGAUCAUCGGGUACCACCAGUUGCGCGUGCCGCACCUGGUCUACACGGACGAGAGCCUGAAGAAUGUCGCAGUCAAGGGCCAUGCGCACGGCUUCAACACGCACUACUACCGCAAAGUCGACGGAGUGUGGAAGUUCGCCGGGCUCAGCCCCACCAUCCGCUGGUUCGAGUACGACUUUGACAAGGUCUUUGCCAGCGGCCGAGACAACUUUGGCGAAUCGCAGUAGUUGGGUUGAUGGGCAUGGUUAUGGUCGUCGCCGUCGAGGCACAAGAAACAUUUCUAGCGGCAAGAGUAGUGCCGUUCGAUCGCGGGGACACCGGGUCGGGUGCAAGUCAAAGUAGGUAGUUGAAAUAGAAACAUGUCGGUUGAGC
Molecule: messenger RNA, 1008 nt
Organism: Thermothielavioides terrestris NRRL 8126
Lineage: Eukaryota; Fungi; Ascomycota; Sordariomycetes; Sordariales; Chaetomiaceae
Exons: 3
Coding region: 348-863 (171 amino acids)
Biological process (GO): melanin metabolic process
Molecular function (GO): scytalone dehydratase activity
Source: RefSeq, a predicted model, not a curated record